AUGGGUUUCAGAGGCAAGAUGAAGCGUUCGAAGAAGGAGGAGCAUGGUGUGUACAUGAAGUUCCGAGUCCGUGAUCCGAGGCCAACGCAGACACUCCAAGAUGGACUCCGCUUCGUGAAGAACUUGAAGCGCGGGUUAGCCGGAGAGCCGGACAAGUACGAUGAGAUCAUCGCCAUCAUGCGCCAGUUCAUGUCCGGGAGCAUUUGUACUGCUGUUGUGGUUGAGCGUGUGAAGGUGCUUCUGGAAGGUCACCCUGAUCUCCUCCGUCACUUCAACCAGUUCCUGCCAUGGGGAUACAUAAGGGCUCAUGGACCACUCGGAAGGACCAGCGUCUGA
Miscanthus lutarioriparius is the source of this 336-nucleotide messenger RNA. Lineage: Eukaryota; Viridiplantae; Streptophyta; Magnoliopsida; Poales; Poaceae. The record is from the annotation of a GenBank genome assembly.